CUAGUGAAACCAAGAAAAGUAGAAGCAUGGCAUAGUUUUGUGGUGUUCUUGUUUUUGUCUGAUUGUUUUGGUAAUUUUUUUAAUCUCAACUAGUUCAGUUAGGCCUUACUUUUCUUCCUUCCUUGUUAGGUUUGGUUGGUCGGUUUUUCUUCCUUUAUCUUUAUCGUCAAGAUCUACCAGGAAAAGUUUCGAUUGGUGCUGAAAAAACCAUGGAUUUUGGGUCAUCAGGAAGAGAAGUGUUUAAUGAAGAAGAAUAUAUGGAUAAAGGUAAGCUCCCUUUUUCCUACUCUACCUCCUCUUCUUCUCCUUCUUCUCAGCACCGCCACUGCCACCGCCACCGGAUGAAUUCCGACCGGUCAGUCAAAGGGUACGAGCAGCCUGAAGAAGAUAAUAACGAAGCAACCCCCAUUUCUACUACUACUGCAAGCGAAGCUGAUUCCAAACUCCUAGGCUCAGAUUCAACAACCCUCGAGCUUAGGAAUGGUGCAAUUGCCGACAUCGAGAAGGAACACAUGUUUGACAAAGUGGUCACACCGAGCGAUGUGGGAAAACUCAAUCGACUUGUCAUCCCUAAACAGCACGCCGAGAAGUAUUUUCCCUUGGAUCCUUGCGCGAACGAGAAGGGUCUUUUGUUGAACUUUGAGGACAGAAAUGGGCGGCCAUGGAGAUUCAGAUACUCGUAUUGGAACAGUAGUCAAAGCUACGUGAUGACCAAAGGGUGGAGCCGUUUUGUCAAGGAUAAGAAGCUUGAUGCUGGGGAUAUAGUUUCGUUCCAUAGAGGAGCUUAUGAGCUGAGUAAAGAUCGUCUUUUUAUUGAUUGGAGGCGAAGACCCUAUGCGCCUGAUAUGGUCUACCCUUUCUCUUUCGACAGCUCGAUCCCCUGGCGUCCACUGCUAAUGCGGCCACCACCGGUGAACCCUCGCAAUGUGGUGAAUCCAGUGGGUACAAUGGGAUCAUUGUUUUACUUGAGACCCCCACAAAUGGGGAUGAUGCAGCGGCGGCAGCCGCUUGCUUUCGAUUCGGUGCCGGUGGUCCAAGGCAAGGUCGUCGCUGCGCCGAAGAGGUUGAGGCUUUUCGGGGUGAACAUGGAAUGUGCCAUAUCGGAAUCGGACGAAUGCUUAUCGAAAACUACCAUAGCACAUGCUACAAUGGCGUCACAACAUCAUCCUCAACUAUCUUCAUCAUCUUCUUCACAGCAUCCUCUCCAAUUGAGGCUCUACAAUGGCACCCCACUGCCACCCACGGACUUCCUUCGUAAUGCCAACAAAGGGAAGGCUUCCUUGUCAUUCGAUUUGGAUAUUUCACCACAUGAAAACUGAUUUUGUAAUUCAACAUACUCAAAGCUUAAAGAAUUGCAAGCCUACUCUAGCUGCCACUCCUCGUCUUCUUGUUUCUUCUUCUUCUUCUUCUUUCAAUUUACCACUUCUUGAUUCUUACGAGGGAGAAGACCCAGAUGUUGAAAUGUGAUCAUAUCCUUAUCUAUACUGA
Hibiscus syriacus is the source of this 1488-nucleotide messenger RNA. RefSeq names its product B3 domain-containing protein Os03g0120900-like. Bases 210 to 1319 code for a protein of 369 amino acids. The record is from RefSeq and is a predicted model, not a curated record. Gene Ontology annotation, molecular function: DNA-binding transcription factor activity; DNA binding. The transcript has a single exon. NCBI's taxonomy places the organism in Eukaryota, Viridiplantae, Streptophyta, Magnoliopsida, Malvales, Malvaceae.